AUGACUCUGGAGCAGCCAUCUGGUGAGAUGUGGCAGAAGAUCCGCGAGGAGCUAAAUGAGAAGCCCGACACCAAAGACCAAGACUUGGCACAUAUCAAAGAGUGGCUCAAAAAGGAACCUCAUCUACCCGACGAGUUCGAUGAUCAACGCAUUAUGACCUUCCUGAGGGGUUGCAAGUUUUCUUUGGAAAAGACCAAGCGUAAGCUGGACAUGUACUUCACAAUGCGUGCUGCUGUGCCAGAGUUCUUUGACAACCGUGACGUCACGCGUCCCGAGCUGAAAGAAAUUUUGGACAUGGUCCAAAUGCCUCCCCUACCUGGGCUCACACCUGAUGGCCGAAGAGUUAUCCUUAUGAGAGGAAUCGACAAAGAAGCCCAGACACCAAACGUUGCGGACGCCUUCAAACUUGCCCUUAUGCUGGGUGACGUCAGAUUGGCAGAGGAGAAAGAAGGCGUAGCUGGAGACAUUUACAUUUUGGACGCCUCUGUUGCAACUCCCACUCACUUCGCUAAAUUCACACCGACCAUUGUCAAGAAGUUCCUAGUCUGCGUACAGGAGGCGUAUCCCGUGAAAUUGAAGCAAAUCCACGUCAUUAACGUCUCGCCCCUGGUAGACAAAAUUGUAAACUUUGUCAAGCCGUUCAUUAAGGAAAAGAUCCGGGAAAGGAUUUUCCUUCACUCUGACACGAAUGAGCUGUACAAGUAUGUUCCUAAAGAAAUGCUACCGGCUGAAUACGGUGGUAAUGCUGGAUCCAUGGAUGACCUUCACAACGCAUGGGUUAAGAAGCUAGAAGAAUACAAAGAUUGGUUCGCAGAACAGGAGAACUACAAGGCCAAUGAGGCCCUCAGACCGGGGAAACCAACCAAUUACGACGAGCUAUUUGGCAUCGACGGCUCUUUCCGUCAGCUGGUCAUAGAU
This is a messenger RNA of Iphiclides podalirius (scarce swallowtail), 918 nucleotides long. The record is from the annotation of a GenBank genome assembly. Lineage: Eukaryota; Metazoa; Arthropoda; Insecta; Lepidoptera; Papilionidae.